This is a messenger RNA of Oreochromis niloticus (Nile tilapia), 1001 nucleotides long. RefSeq names its product coiled-coil domain containing 152 (gene ccdc152). Bases 170 to 967 code for a protein of 265 amino acids. The record is from RefSeq and is a predicted model, not a curated record. The transcript is spliced from 8 exons. NCBI's taxonomy places the organism in Eukaryota, Metazoa, Chordata, Actinopteri, Cichliformes, Cichlidae.
UUUUUUACUAAAUAUUAAAUCAUUAUAACACUGCACAGAAACAGUUUUACAGCUAGUAAGCUAGCUGUAUGCCCAAACAAGCUGGGGUCUUUGUUAGCGUCAAGUUAAUAUCACUUAAGAGGAAGAUGAUAAAGAAAAUACUAUACUGACUUGCUCUCGGGCUUAAAAUAUGACAAAGUUAAACUGCGUUAAUCUUGAGAAAUUUCUGGAGGAGUUUUGUCAACUAGAACAGAACAUAACUGAAGUUAAUGGCAGAAACAGCAUGUUGGAGAUCAUGUUCGAGGAUGCUAAUAGACUGGUGAAGUUUUACCAGACCAAGGAGAAGAGCCUAAUUGAAGAAAAAGAUAGCCUUCUUGUCACAGUGAACAAACUGCAGCAGACUCUGCAGGAGCAGUGCCACCUCAGAGUGGAGAAUGAGAGACUCAAGAAUGAUAUAGCAGAUCUGAAACAGCAGAAUGAGAGAACAGCAGAGGUUGGAAAGGCUGAAGUUCAGCGGCUGGUCAGAGAAAUGAGAGCAGAAGAAGGGAGACACAAGAGGGCGCUAGAGGAUCUAAGACAGCAGUGUGGCAGGGAGGCAGAGGAUGUCCACAGGGAGUAUUUUAUGGAAGCUAAAGAUGCCGAAUGUAAGAAGCUGCUAGAGAAAAAGGAUCUGGAUCUGGAGGACAUGAAGAAGAGACUAAAAGAUCAGGAAAAGGAGAGUCAGAACGAGCUACUGAAGUUACAGAUGGAGUUUGGUGCAAAGUUAGCCAGAGUUCAGAGUUCAGCCCAGUGGAGCCAACAGCAGCAGCAGCAGCAGCAGCAACAUGGCCCCAGCCUUCCUCAGAGUGUCUUUAAAAGGAAGCUGCAGUUUUUCCAGGAGGAAAAGAACAAAGAGAUUUUUGCUCUGCGUCAGAGAAUCAAAGAGCUGGAAGAGAAUCAGCGUGCCAGCAGCAUCCUGGACAGCCGUCCUAAAAGAAGAAAGAUUUAAUUUGUUUAGAGGCUAACGAGCUGCUGACCUGCCA